Lampris incognitus (smalleye Pacific opah) is the source of this 6891-nucleotide messenger RNA. RefSeq names its product ADAM metallopeptidase domain 15 (gene adam15). NCBI's taxonomy places the organism in Eukaryota, Metazoa, Chordata, Actinopteri, Lampriformes, Lampridae. Gene Ontology annotation, molecular function: integrin binding; metalloendopeptidase activity. The transcript has 22 exons. The coding region runs from base 440 to 3169 and encodes 909 amino acids. Gene Ontology annotation, biological process: innate immune response; integrin-mediated signaling pathway; proteolysis. The record is from RefSeq and is a predicted model, not a curated record.
CGAGCCUCUCACAGGCGCAGACACACGCGGUCCGGCGACGCUGGCAGGCUGGGGACGAUGAGACAGGUCCGUCAUCGAGGACCGGGUUCCGUUUGCUGACCGGUGGACAGGUGUUUGGUUCCGGUUCGAGCGGUCCGGCGUAGCUGCGCUUUGAGCCCAGGCAGAGGUACAGGUCCGGUCCGAGUCUUGAGUCCGGAUGAAUGAUAAUUUGUCGUUCGGAACCACGUCUACCUUUCAAGCAUGUGAACCGAACCGGCUGUGGAUCUGAACCGGAUCCGGAACGUCAUGGAAGGGUCCAGAUUUCCCCGUAUCUGACCGGCGGUGGGACAACCUGUUGCCGGUUGUGUCGCCGGCAGCGCGGGACUCCGGGAUGUUUACAAAUAAACCACGAAACAAGGAAGGAAAACAAACGAAGUAAACAAACAAACAAACAAAAGACAUGUCCGCCCGCUGCCGGCUCCGUCAUCUCGGGACCAUGUCCCCGUGCCGUGCCACGGUGCCGUUUUUAAUCCUGAUCUCUGUUCAGUUUUGUUCCGUCGAGUCCAAAGCGCUCCGUGUACCGGACGGUUCCGGAGCGGACCGGGACUCCGCCGCACUGAUACCGGAGGAAGGAGAACGGGGGGAGUCAAACGGGACGGCAGCAGAGAUGUCUUCGAACCUGCAGCCGCCAACAGAGAGACAGCGGCCCCUGCCUCUGCAGAGGACCCGGCCCUUUGUCUUGGUGGGCAGUCACAGGAGAAGCCUGACCGAAGCCUUACAGGAUGGUCACCCAGACAGACUGAAGUGUGGUCUCCAGAUCAGAGGACGGGUCUUCAUUCUAGACUUGGAGAAAAACCAUGGUCUGCUUCCUAAACCCCCCAAUGUGUUUUACUACCUGUCAAAUGGCACUGGUGUUUCUGUGGACGUUGAUCCAGUGACUCAGUGUUACUACCACGGUACCGUCCGAGGCUUCCCUCGCUCCAGGGUGGCUGUCAGUACAUGCGCUGGUCUCAGGGGCGUGGUGGCAAUCAACUCCACCCUGAGCUUCGAGCUCCUGCCAGAGGAGGACCAACAGGGUGAGGAGGGUAGAGGAGGGGAGGAGAGUGGGGGAGGAGAGGAGGAGGGGUUUCAUCUACUGUACCCCACCAGUCCACGAGAGGACCCCGCCGCCGGGGGCUGCGGGGUCUCCCACACUGCUAUUCCUCCUAUCUACAUGACGCCACACACUCACAGGCAUAAAAGAGACAUCCUCUCUGAGACCAAGUACAUUGAGCUGGUGUUGGUCGUUGAUCACAAAGAGUACUUGAAUUAUCAACGGAGUAACAAGACCAUCAUCUAUCGCAUGCUGGAUGUUGCCAACCAGGUGGAUUGGUUCUACCGGCCCCUGAAUGUGCGUGUGGCACUGACCGGUCUGGAGAUCUGGAGUGACCGGGACAAGAUCCCGGUGGUGCGAAACCCCACUGACACCCUGAACCACUUCCUGGAGUGGAGGAGCAGGGAGCUGCUGCCCCGGCUCCGCCAUGACAACGCCCAGCUGGUGAUGGGCGAGUCUUUUGAUGGGACCACGGUAGGAAUGGCCUCCCAGUCAUCUAUGUGCUCCAAAGACCGAUCAGGAGGCGUCAACGUGGAUCAUCUGGUCAGUGUUCUGGGCGUCGCCUCCACUGUAGCUCAUGAGUUGGGUCAUAAUCUGGGAAUGACUCACGAUACGGCCGACCGUCACUGUGAGUGUCAGAAUGAACCGCGACUGGGUGGCUGCAUCAUGGAGCCCUCCACUGGGUUCAUGCCCGGCCAGCAGUUCAGCAGCUGCAGUGUGAGAGACCUUUCGCUCAGCCUGCUGCAUGGCGGCGGCAUGUGUCUGUUCAACGUCCCCCUACCCGAAAAACUACUGGGAGGACCGCGCUGUGGAAACCUGUAUGUAGAGAGAGGAGAGGAGUGUGACUGUGGCCUUCUGGAGGAGUGUGAAGAUCCGUGUUGUAACGCCUCCACCUGUCGACUGGUCCCAGGAGCCCAGUGCUCCUCUGAUGGCAUCUGUUGUGACAACUGUAAGCUUCGCUCGGCGGGCUCGGUGUGUCGGGAGCCGCUGGGGUCCUGUGACCUCCCGGAGCAUUGCACUGGCACCUCCCCUUACUGUCCCCCCAACGUCUUCCUGCAGAACGGAGAGCCCUGCCAGGACGGCUCCUCCUACUGCUACAGCGGAGUCUGUGCCAGCCUCAACACCCAGUGUCAGAUGCUGUGGGGAUCCAAUGCCAGUCAAGCACCUGCUGUCUGUUUCUCUUCAGUGAACAAACAGGGAAAUAAAUAUGGCAACUGUGGCCAGAUGAGCAACGGCUCCUACAUACCCUGUGACCCUCUGGACGUACACUGUGGUAGGAUUCAGUGUCAGGGUGGGAAUUCCCGUCCAUUACUCGGCACCAACGCUGAGAUUCUGACAACCAAAGUCCGUUUUAACCACAGUGACCUGGUGUGCCGCGGGACUUUCUUCCACCUGGGGGACGACGUGUCGGACCCGGCCAUGGUGGCCCCUGGCACUGCCUGCGGCCCUGGCAAGGCCUGUUUGGAGCAGAAGUGUCAGGAUGUGUCGGUCUUCGGGGUGGACGAGUGUCGCAGAAAGUGUAACGGUCACGGGGUGUGUAACAGCAACAGGAACUGUCACUGUGAGGUCGGCUGGGCUCCUCCAGACUGUCGCUAUGCCGGACAUGGAGGCAGUGUGGACAGUGGUCCUGCACGAGCUUCCCAAGAGUCCGACCCAGUGCGUGUUGCCCUCCUGGUCAUCUUCCUCUUCGUCCUGCCAGUCGUGCUUCUCUUCCUCGCUCUGCGUUUUCCUCGCUGUAGGCGGAGUCUCCUCUGUCUGGGAGUAGGCAGCCCCUCCCACAAGACAGGAAGACAACACAACAGAACGCCGGCCACCGAGCGAGUCGAUGGGCGGAAUGGAGAGCAGGUCCGACCGCUAAGGUACCACUGGAACCAGCAAAAUGACAUCCCGCUGACCCUGCACACCAACAAGGUUCCUGCUCCACCCAAACCUUCGGCACCCCUUAAACCUCCACCACUGGACCCCCCCUCCCACCUCCUUCAUCCAGGCUACGCCACCAGCCCACCCCCUUCACAUGCUGUCAGCAGCUCUGCAGGCAAUCCCAGACGACCCCCACGUCCAACAAAACGAGUCCCUCCCCCUCUUGUUAACCUUUGACCUCUGGACCAAACCCGGAUCACUGGGGUAGAACUGCACUGAAUCCAACCGUGAUGGGAGAGACUUUUAGAAAACACUUCAGCUUCUUGUCAUGAUGUGAUGAUCAGCUGGGAGGGAAUCUGGUUUCUGAUUGGUUGGCGUUCUAUCCUGGGCAGGUCAACUAGCUGCUGUACUGCGAAACAAGGAAAAGUGGGAUUUAAGACUAAAUGUUGAUGAUUCUUAAACACACACACACACACACACGGAUGAUAACAGUCACCUUCACAUGUGGAUGGAGAGACUGGAUGCAUGGCAGUGCCUCUGGAGCAGUUUGACAUUUGGUGCCUUGCUUAACAGCGCGUCUGCACUGACAGCCGACACCGCAGCUGCAACAUCAGCAGCCAGCAAUCAGCCAGGUGUCGUCUUGCCUUCGCUGGAUGGAAGGCACCGGACUGAUGAAAUCAUCAUAAAUGAUAAAUGGACUGCAUUUAUAUAGCGCUUUUGUAGUCUACCGACCACUAAAAGCCCUUGAUAAUGUACGCCCCACAUUCACCCAUCCACACACACAGUCAUACACUGAUGGAGGAUGCCAUGCAAGGCGCCAACUUGCUCCUCAGGAGCAGUUAGGGGUCCAGUGUUUUGCUCAAGGAUACAUCGACACGCUCUCUGGAGGAGCCGAGGAUCGAACCAGGAACCUUCCGAUUACUAGUCGACCCGCCCUACCUCCUGAGCCAUGCCGCCCCAAAUCAUGCCUUGCCAUGUGUACGUGCACACAAAGCGGCUCCAUUUACAUGAUGUGUCAGCUGGACACGGUGGCCGUGUCGUGGCUGUUGAAGACGUGUGUAUGACGACUGUCGCCUGCAUCGCCACAGGAAACAGGUGACGUCAGCUGCUGCCCUUCCCACGCGUAACUGGUCUCUGACACGUGACACUGGAUGGUGAGAGGACACCGAACGUCACUUUUUAAGAGUAAAGCACUUCAUUCGUCAUCCCCAACCCAGGAGGACAAGGGGAGACAGCAGGUCAGAGAGACAGACAGCAGGUCAAAAACACAGACAGCAGAUGGAAAAGGGAGACAGCUGGUCAGAGAGACAGACAGCAGGGUCAAAAAGACAGCAGAUCAGAGAGACAGGCAGUGGGUCAGACAGACAAAAGGUUAGACAGGCAGACAGACAGUAGGUCAGAGAGACAGACAGCAAGUCAGAUAGCGACAAAAGGUCAGACAGACAGCAGUUUAGACAGACACCAGGUCUAAACUAGAGGAGGGUUUAUUCUGGAGGUUCUGGUUGUUUCUGGUCAGAUGAGUUUGACUGUAAGUUUAGAAAAGACCGCAUCAUGAUUUCAACACUGCUUUGUGAGAUUGGAGGGAAUUGGAGACUGGGGGUUCAGUUCUUUCUGUCUGGUUGUUUGUAGGAAUUACAGCAUUCCAGUAUCCUACACCACACACACUUGUCUAUACUCUAACCUGGGUGGGUCUGAGGUUAGGGGUUCAGUGUCUCCGUCAAGGAUGUGGACUGAAUCGGAGUCAACCUCUUGACCUUUAACCUUCACUUACCACCCGGUCGGUCAUGCUGCUCUCCAACACAAAGGCUCAGAUAUUCAGAGUGAAACUGAUUAGCCGAAUAGAGAGCAGUCCCACAUCCUGUGUGCGGUUGUCAUGACGACUGCCAGGGUCUGUGGGGGCUGGAGUCCAUCCCAGCAUGCACUGGGCUGAACACACACACACCUAUGAACCAUGUAUUCUCCUUGUGUUCAGACUGUGGGAGGAAGCCCAUGUGAACAAGCGGAGAACAUGCUAACUCCACAGGCUCUAGGAUUCAGACCCUCUUACGUUCACGGUGUUAACCAUGAAGCCCCCAGACUGCCCUCAGUCACUGACUGCAUGACCGGAAAACCCAGUUCUGCCACUCUGGUGUAGAAGUACGGCUUCACGGCCACCUACUGUGUUAGGCUCUAUUAAUGUGAUGUUGAUGGAUUUAGACAGAAUGGACAUUUCAGUGUCUCCCAGCAUCAACAUCUACAAUGUCAUGACAUCAACAGUACAGUGAUGUCAGCAGUAUAACUUCUACAGUACUAUGACAUGUAUGGUACAGUAAGCAGUUUUAUGACAUCUACAGUACUAAAACGUCUAUAGUACUGUGACACCUCAGGUACUAUAACAUCUAUAGUACUAUGACAUGUACAGUACUAGAACAUCAGUGGAGUUUAGAUACAGCAAAGUUAAUAUCACAAAAAUGAAGUCAAACUACAGAAACUAGUCCAGCCUGGAAACUGAUGAAGUCAUUUGUUUGUAAAGGUUAUUAAUUUAUCAUCAAGCCUAAAUUAUGAAUACUUUGGCUAGAGUCGACCGCUGCAAUGUAACCAAAGGCAAUAGCAGACCUGAGUCAGAUAGUAUUUGCACAUACUAUUUGGUCCAAGCCUGUAACAUUUAUGUUGGUGCUAUUGUUAUUUUUAUCAUUAUUAUCAUGAUUAUUAUUAUUAUUAUCAUUAGUUUAAACACAAUAUACCCACUGAGGGGUUUGUUAGAUUUUCUUUUCUCCUUUGAUUCCCUGUUUGAGUCUGAAGAGGAGUUAAACCAAAACCUGUGACCGUGGAAAAAUUGUGAAUACAUGGUUUGGUUUUCCUGGGCGCACAGGAAGUGCUACAUUGUUGUCACAAAAUGGUGUUGUCAAACUCAUAUGUGAACUCAUAUAUGAACUCAUAUAUCAAACUAAAGUGAACCGGAAGACAGGAGGAUUCACGGAUGGCCGCUAUCACACUUUCUUGGACUCUUCCCAGUAUAUUGCGUAGCAUGGUCACACUUUUCUAUGGUUGCAGAUUUUGGUAUAACACCGGAAGCGUUUGAUCAGGAGAGAAGAGCUGAAGCCUGCUGUUGGAUGCUGAGAGCUUCAGUAAAACACAACCCAGAUAGCAUCCGGAUGUGGGCCACUUCAGGCAAUGAUGCGGCACUGAUGGCACUGACAAAAUGGAUGUGAGCCUGAAGUGGCCCACAUGUAUAAUAGCAAAUAUGGCCCAAAUAUGCCAAAUCAAACGUGGGCCUUUUUUGGUAAAGAUGCGGUGCUCUCGGCAACAUGUAAUCUGGAUGUGACUCUGAAGUGGCCCGUGUGGUAAAUGGUGAAUAUGGCCCAAAUAUCACAAAACAAAUAUGGGCCACCUUUGGCAAAUAUGCGGCACAUGCGGCAUUGCUAUGGCUUGGUUCUGGCCCAGAUCUGGCAAACGGGAGCGGACCGCCCAAGUGCCAUCAUUCCAUGCAGUGUGUGGGCCGGAUGAAGUGUCGGGUGUGGGACGGGUCCGGGCCACAGCAAUUUUGCUAUCUGGGAACAGAUCACCCAGAACCUUCCAUCCGGUCCAGAGUGGUUCUGUUCUAUAAAACCACAGGUCUGUUAGACAAGUCUUCCUCGGAAAAAAAGACUUUAUUCUAUGCAGUACUUCAGACGCAAUGCGAGAAUAUCAAAUCAGCGUGAUUGUUUGGUGAUGAUACUGCCUGUUAUUUGCUGCUUGAGAGAAGCCUCAAACUGUUUUAUUGACGAACGUGUCUCCUCAUGAACUGUGCACAUAAAUACCCUUAAUAACUACUGUACAUACCAAGUGCUGUUAUACUCACCUCCUGUCUUUCGUCCUCUUUUGUUCCACUGUGUAAAGUGCUCACACGUUUUUCAUAUGGACCAGAAUCCAAACCAGUGGAUCCCGUUUGGUGAAUGGACAGAGUCAGAGCCGUCAAUAAAACAACACCACAAUACCGA